Messenger RNA from Ilex paraguariensis (yerba mate), 212 nucleotides. Lineage: Eukaryota; Viridiplantae; Streptophyta; Magnoliopsida; Aquifoliales; Aquifoliaceae. The record is from the annotation of a GenBank genome assembly.
GGAGAGAAUCUGAUAGUAGCAGUUGAUGAUGAUGGCUGCUUUAUUGGGAGAAUUUGUGAUUUUAGUGGACGCUAUGUCAAGGAUGCGGAUAAGGAUAUUAUUCAAGCAGUGAAGGAGAAAGGCAGGCUUGUCAAGUCUGGAAGCUGUAUGCAUUCGUAUCCCUUUUGUUGGAGAUCUGAUACUCCUCUUAUCUACAGAGCAGUUCCCAGUUG